AUGUCCGCUCAAUUGACCCGAACUGUCGCCCACAGGGCUCCCCUAGCUACUCGGCAGCUGGCCCGAGCCUCUACCCCUUCCGCCUUCACCCGUCGUCAUCUCUUUACAUCGCCCGGUUUGUCGACCCCUACCGGUGCUUCGGCCGGUGCCGCGUCGUAUCUGGGCAGCGGCUUCUCUCCCUCGGGCCCGCUGCCCACCUACUUCCAGAGGCAGAGGCUGCCCGCCAACACGGUGAUCCGCUUCGUACCCCAGCAGACGGCAUGGAUUGUCGAGCGGAUGGGAAAGUUCAACCGCAUACUCGAACCCGGACUGGCAGUGUUGGUGCCCUUCAUCGACCGCAUUGCCUACGUCAAGAGCCUCAAGGAGGUGGCUAUCGAGAUCCCCAAGCAGAGCGCCAUCACGGCAGACAACGUGACGCUGGAACUCGACGGUGUUCUGUACACGCGCGUCUUUGACGCCUACAAGGCCAGCUACGGCGUUGAGGAUGCCGAAUACGCCAUCUCGCAGCUGGCGCAGACGACGAUGCGCUCCGAGAUUGGCCAGCUGAGCCUCGACCACGUGCUCAAGGAGCGCGCCGCCCUCAACACCAACAUCACGGCCGCCAUCAACGACGCCGCCGAGGCCUGGGGGGUCACUUGCCUCCGCUACGAGAUCCGCGAUAUCCACGCCCCUGCCGCCGUCGUUGAGGCGAUGCACCGCCAGGUCACAGCCGAGCGCUCCAAACGUGCCGAGAUCCUCGACUCCGAGGGCCAGCGCCAGAGCGCCAUCAAUAUUGCUGAGGGAAAGAAGCAGAGUGUCAUCCUGGCGUCCGAGGCCCUGCGCUCAGAGCGCAUCAACACGGCCGACGGUGAGGCUGAGGCUAUCCGCCUGCGCGCCGCCGCCACCGCCGAGGGUAUCGACGCCGUCGCCCGCAGCAUCACGGCCGGCCAGGCUGGGGCCCAGAGCGCCAUGUCCCUCAACAUUGCCGAGAAGUACGUCGACGCCUUCUCGAAGCUCGCCAAGGAGGGGACCUCGGUUGUCGUUCCCGGCAACGUCGGCGACAUCUCGGGCAUGAUCGCCUCAGGUCUCAGCGUCUAUGGCAAGAUCAACGAGGCGCAGGCCAAGUCGGCGGCCAAGAAGGCGGUUGUCAGCGAGGAACCUGCUACCGACUCCGAUCUCGAUAACACUUCCGACGUACACUCACAAUCCCAGCAGGAAAAGAAGGACGCCAUGAGGGAAACCAUGCUUGACGGGUUCCACCAGACGGCUGGGCAUCGGUAA
Molecule: messenger RNA, 1260 nt
Organism: Geosmithia morbida
Lineage: Eukaryota; Fungi; Ascomycota; Sordariomycetes; Hypocreales; Bionectriaceae
Product: Regulator of protease HflC, stomatin/prohibitin superfamily
Exons: 1
Coding region: 1-1260 (419 amino acids)
Cellular component (GO): membrane
Source: RefSeq, a predicted model, not a curated record